Messenger RNA from Penicillium soppii, 1620 nucleotides. RefSeq lists its product as uncharacterized. Gene Ontology annotation, biological process: long-chain fatty-acyl-CoA metabolic process. The record is from RefSeq and is a predicted model, not a curated record. Lineage: Eukaryota; Fungi; Ascomycota; Eurotiomycetes; Eurotiales; Aspergillaceae. Gene Ontology annotation, molecular function: acyltransferase activity; alcohol-forming very long-chain fatty acyl-CoA reductase (NADP+) activity. The coding region runs from base 1 to 1620 and encodes 539 amino acids. The transcript has a single exon. Gene Ontology annotation, cellular component: peroxisome.
AUGGCAUCGAAACCAGGGAACUAUUUAUUGAUAACGGGCGCCACCGGGUUUCUCGGGAAGGUUGUUCUGGAGGAAAUCGUCCGCCAGGAAUGUGGUCAAGUCUUUGUAUUGAUUCGACCAAGGGAAGGACGAGAUGCGAUUCGCAGGUUUCAUGAUGAGAUCGCAUCGUCCCCGUGUCUUGCCCUCGUUCGUCAGGGCUGGGAAGGAUCGGUGGAAGUGGUCGCUGGUGAUCUUACCCUUCCAGAUCUCGGAAUCGGCUCCAGAUCUGUUCGGAGACUGUCCAGUCUUGUCACACACAUCAUUAACUGUGCUAGUGUGAAGGCAUCUGACAGUGUCAGUCUAUCCAACAUAGGCACUCAAGAUAUCACCAACACUUUGAAUCUUCUUGAACUAGCCAAAAAAUGCAGUCUCCUACGACGUUUUGUACACACGUCCACGGCAUACGUUGCGUCUCUGUCUCCCGGGCCUUUGUUUGAGAUAUUGCAACCACAGUCGAAGCCGGCGAGUACCUUGUACAACGAAUUACUGGUCAGUGAUGGGAACAUCCUCGCAGGAAGCGGUUACCAUAAUAUCCUGACGCUAUCAAAAGCCUUGACAGAGAAUUUGUUGCUGGAGAGACACGGUUCCGUUCCUCUUACAAUAGUAAGGCCAAGCUUCAUGUCCGCAAGUUGGCAACACCCUUUCCCUGGCUGGGUGGAGGAAGAGUCAGCAUUUGCUGGCUUCAUGAUCGCAUGCGCGUUAGGGCUGAUUCAAACCACGGAUAAGGAUCCUCAGGCGAUAGUCGACAUCAUUCCAGUGGACGAGGUUGCCAAGCGACUGAUCGCAGAAGCCUUGGACACAUAUCGACCAUGGGUUCCUUACAAGAUCGUAUAUGCGGUGGCUUCCCUUUGUAAAGGUGUGCGUCUUGGGCGAGCUAUCUCCCUUAUAACCACACAUUUCCAAGCAUCUGGUGGUGGUUUGAUUUGUCCACUGACAAUCCGCUCGCCCAAAACUGGGUUGUCUACAAUGGGCGAGACAAUGGAUGAAAAAAUUAAAGACUGUCAUUGGACAAAAGAGCGCAUAUCUCGCAUUUUGUCACGCCUGGGAGAUGUAUCAGACUAUCUGGGCUUUUCAUACGAUUUCCGGCCCUCUGUACCCUUGACGGGGUCAUUCAGCAUUGAGGACCAUAUGUUGACCUCGUGUGACUGGUCACGGAAAUACCUCGUUUGUGAUCUAACACAGGAGUGUGUCCGAGGCCAGCCCAAUACUAAGUCACUCAAUACUGUUACCCGGCAGCCCUCUCUCGGUAAAGACAGAAGCUUCGCAUUUCGUACCGCAUCAUUGCUGUUUGACAAAGUGCUGCGAAAAAUGUAUCACGAAGUUACUUUCGACCUCAGCUCAUUCCAGAGCGCCCUGGCGAAAGUUCCACAAGGGACUCACCUAGUCAUCGUUCCAACCCAUCGAAGCUACGUGGAUUUCUUGAUUUUGCCGUACAUCUUCCUAACAAGGACUGACGUCGGCAUCAAACCUCCACGUAUUGCAGCAGCAGCGGAGUUUUCUAAGAUUCCCGGGUUAGGGAGACUUCUUCCUCGACUGGGAGCCUUUUACCUUAAAAGAGGUCAAGGGAAGGCCGAUCCUUAA